CUCCGGAACCGGAAGCUCGCCGGCCGCCGUCCCCGCCACUCCCAGUAUGGCGCAGAAGCCGGGGGCACACACACUCCCAGCCGCUCGGGCUCCCCGGACGCCCAACAUGGCGGAGCGUCGCGGCCGCUCCGUUACCGCAGCAACGGCGGCCGGAGGCCCCGGCGCCCGGGCGCCCUCGGCCCUGGAGCUGCCGUGGCUCCGGGGCGAGGAGGCCGCCGCCAGGCCCUGGGACGCGGGGCAGCCCACGGCGGCGGCGGCCGUGCUGGCGCGGUGCUUGGCGGCGGGCGUCGUGAGCCAGGAGACUUUGGAUUUAACCUGUAAAAAACCCCCAUGCUUUAUGAAGUUCUCAGAGAUGGAGCAAAUCGCAAACAUUCAAGCUGAAAUCAAUCAGAAAAAAAUGGAAACUGAAAUCCUGCAGUUGGAGAAGGAGACAGCAGACAUUACUCACCCUUUUUACUUGAACCAAAAGUGCCAGAUCUUCCAAGAUAUGAACAGACACUUGGAAGCAGUGCUGAAAGAGAAAAGGACUCUCAGACAAAGGUUGAUGAAGCCCAGAUGUCAAGAGAACCUGCCUAUUGAGGCUCCUUUCCACAGGUAUGUAGUAGAGUUGUUGACUGAGGCUGUGACUUUCAUUGAGAAGCUUGAAAGCCAUUUGCAGACCGUAAGAAGCAUCCCUCAGAUACCCAGCGUCAUGAAGAAUAUGGACACUGCUUUGACAAAAACAGAGGUGCUAGUGACAGAGUUGGAGGAACUGACAGAGCAAAUACUGAAAUGGAGGGGACUGCAAAAAGGAGUGCAUUCUGACAACAUCUAUAAUCCUGCUGAACUGGACUUUAGCUUUUCUUUAACCUGACAAAUCAUUUUUUCUCCGCAGAUAGGAUGGCCGUUCAAAGAACUACCCUUUAACAGUCUUCUGUGAAAACUACAAUAUAAUAGUGCCUUAAUCCAACAGGGACUUUAUAGCUAGUUAUUUUUUCUGUUCUUACAUGAUAUUUGAAUGGUUAACAGUUCUCAGCUAUAAACAAAAAAAUGUAAUUGGACAAUGAGCAAUAGCUCAUACAAAGACAAACCAGUGAGAAGACCGUUAGGGAGUUCCUUUUUGAAAUAGUCAGGUAGAGUUGUCUUAGAGCCUGUAUCUUCAAUGCAGGUUUUCUUUUGAUAUUGGUCAUGUAUUUGCUGUAAUGUCCACGUUUGUUUUCGUAAGUGCUAUAUUUUUGUAUGUCGUUGUAAAACUUCAAUAAAUGCACUAGAUUAUUAAGA
Dromaius novaehollandiae (emu) is the source of this 1260-nucleotide messenger RNA. RefSeq names its product HAUS augmin like complex subunit 2 (gene HAUS2). NCBI's taxonomy places the organism in Eukaryota, Metazoa, Chordata, Aves, Casuariiformes, Dromaiidae. The record is from RefSeq and is a predicted model, not a curated record. Gene Ontology annotation, biological process: centrosome cycle; microtubule nucleation; spindle assembly. The transcript has 6 exons. The coding region runs from base 47 to 853 and encodes 268 amino acids. Gene Ontology annotation, cellular component: mitotic spindle microtubule; HAUS complex; centrosome.